Closterium sp. Naga37s-1 is the source of this 2466-nucleotide messenger RNA. NCBI's taxonomy places the organism in Eukaryota, Viridiplantae, Streptophyta, Zygnematophyceae, Desmidiales, Closteriaceae. The record is from the annotation of a GenBank genome assembly.
AUGACUGGUUAUGAAACGCAGUUCUCUGCUGACACGGGCGCGCGGGUGGUGGCAGUGGUGGGUGCUGACGUGGUGAGCCCGUACGGCGGUGCCACGUGGGACGAAGUGAUACGACAAAUGGCUCGCAGAGUCAACUGGGUGGAACCUUCCGUGCAGCUUCUCGUCUUCUCCUCCUCCUCCCUCUCCCCCUCAUCCUCCUCCCACUCCCACUUCCUCUCUGCCGCCCAGCAAGCUGAUCUCCUAUUGGCCGUCGCCGUGAACAGUGCCGAGUCCGCCGCCCAGCUCGUCCCCACUUUUUCAACCGCCCCUGCCCGGGUGGCCUUUGACUGCCACGUGUCGCUCUCUGAGCUCACCUCGCUGGGCGGGCUGAACCCGGAAAAGUUGAACCUGCCCCAGAAGCUUGCAGCGAAAUGGGGAUGGUGGAAGGAAGGAGCGAAGGCCGUUCAGACGUACACGCUAGUGGAGUCCUGCUGGGAGCGUCGCAGUGCAGACGACAUCUGGUUUGUCAUCCUCGCUCUCGUCAACGCCUACAUCGUCGACGUGCCAGCGCUGCGCAACCUGCGGGCGGCAGACUCGUCCGCUCUGCAGUGCAUGGUCGGCAACUGCGGACCCGUGAUUCUCGAGUGCUUCUUGGAUGAGCAGUGCCGCACGGCUAUCAACUGUCUCAAUGAGUGCGGACCCACAGACCAGGUGUGCAGCUAUCAGUGCAUCGUGUCAUAUGAAACCCCCAAGUUUGAAGCCUUCUCCCUCUGCGUGCUACAGAAGCACAACUGUCUCGGCAUGACAGCCGAAAUCCGCGACCGCCCCACCGUCCUCCCCCUCACACACCUUCGCGGGCAGCCCGUCACGCAUGAGCGGGCAGAAGAUAUUUUUGUCGGGUGGCUCGGGCAGCUGCCCUGGAGCUGGCGGGUUGUGGCCGGGCAGAAUGCCGCGUACGACCAGUUCCCGUGCCAGUACCAGAUAUUCUACCGAGGCAAGGCGCGAGGCUCGGUGUGGUACGACCCUGUUUUCAAAAUCCACACCCUCGAUGGACGGUCACUAUGGCGCCGGCGCCACUACCGUGUGCGGCGCGGGAAGGUUCCCGGAACCUUCACCUUCACAGUGCUCGAUAAUGGGGUGAUCUCUGAGGAAUUUUGGCGCAUCGUGGACGUAACAGAUGAUUUCCAAUGGGGAUUGUUUUACUACAGUGGCGCCGCCCGGGCGGCAGGGCAGUCGUACACCGGAGCUGUGCUCGUGUCCAAGGAUGGGGAGUGGCCCGGACCUGAGCAUGCGGUUCGGCUCAAAGCAGCCCUGGAUCGGUGUGGGAUCAAGGAGUGGGAACUGUACCGGCCCAGCCUCCCUAAGGGACGCCUGGAGGCGCUUCACCUAUCGCAGUCUCUCAACAUGAGCCGUAAAAGAAAGCUAGACGUCGUUGAGCAGGAGCUGUCUUCCGCAUCCGACUCGAAUCCUCAGAAGCUGCACAAGAGUUCUCUCCUCGACUCCACCAUGGCCACCGUGACCUCCAUUCCCGUUUUCGACUUUCCCACCGGCUCCAUUGAAGAUUAUUUCACAGUUGACGCUGAUCUGCUAGGAUCGGGGGAAUUCGGGGUGGUUCGCCGCUGCAUUGACAACGCCACGGGCGAAACCUUCGCGUGCAAGACGAUUCAGAAGAGCCGCCUUGUGAGCGAGUCGGACCGCGAGGAGGUUCGCCGGGAGGUCGCGGCAAUGCAGCGCGUGAUGGGCCACCCCGGCGUAGUUAAUCUCCGCGCGGUCUUCGAGGAUGAUAAGGAGGUGCACAUAGUCAUGGAGUACUGCGAAGGCGGGGAGCUAUUCGACGAGGUUAUCCGACGUGGAAGGAUCCCUGAGAAGGAAGCCGCGCUGCUGUUUCGCCAGAUCGUCUCCGCCGUCGCAUUUUGCCACGCGCGCGGCGUAAUGCACCGCGACCUGAAACCCGAGAACAUCCUCCUCAAGAAGCAGCUCGUUAACGGAAGGGAAGCGACGUUCGCGAAGCUCGCGGAUUUCGGCCUGGCCAUCGGCCUCGAGGAGGGUGCAAAGGCUAGCGGCGCCGCGGGUUCGCCGUUUUACAUGGCGCCUGAGGUCCUGACCGGGGAAUACGGCGUAGAAGGCGACGUGUGGUCUCUAGGAGUAAUUCUCUACGUUUUGCUCAGCGGGAACACUCCAUUCUGGGGUCCUGACGACAACGCGGUUUUCGCGUCGGUGCUCGCCGGUAGAGUGGACAUGUCAGGUCCUGCCUGGGCGGGAGUGUCUGCGGAAGCGCGGAGCCUCAUUCGCUGCAUGCUGCAGCGCAAUCCGCGGAGACGGCCGAGCGCGGCCAAGGUGCUGUCGCACCCGUGGAUUCUGGUAUAUCUUUAUGGCGGGCGGGUGGUGCGCAAGGUGGUGAACGUUCAGCAGCUGCAGCACGAGCGGGCGGGGAUUGCGCAAGCGGCAGGGGUUGCUGCUGCCGCUCCUGCUGCGCCGGGCGCAUGA